AUGGCCGUCAACUGCCUCUACGUCGCCGCCGCCUCCACGGCCGCAAGCGCCGCCGCGCUGCAGUGGUGGGCCGCCUCCCUCCUCGACGGGGAUGCCGCCGCCGCCGCCGGGGACUCGCUCCACACCCUGCUGCGCUCGCACGUCACCGUCGCGCUGCUAGCGAAUCUCGCCGCGCACCUCUUCCUCCUCAUCGUCAUAGCCCUCAAGACUUUAUUUUUUGUUCAGUUAACUUCUUCAGAGACUAGAAAAGUGCUGGAACACAUCAUUAACUAUGUAAUUUAUAAGGGAACUUUUCUCCCAUUGGUUGUGCCUCCUAAUUCUCAACAAAUAAUCCUUUGGUCAACUUGGUUGGUCCUUCUUUGUUCACUGAAGAUGUUCCAAUCAUUGGCCAGAGAACGUCUUGAGCGCCUCAAUGCGUCACCCUCAGCAACUCCAUCAAAAUAUCUUCGUGUAUAUUCUGCAUUGUUGUUUGUUCUUUCGACUGAUCUACUAUGGAUGAAGCUUUGUGUAGGGUUCUGCAGGGCAUGCAAUUCUAAGUUAUUUUGGCUUAUGUUCUUUGAGCCACUUAGUAUUGCCUUUGAGUCAUUGCAGUCUAUCAUGGUGCAUGGAUUUCAGUUGUUUGACAUUUGGCAGCGACAUCUGAUGGACAGUGGUGUGGACUAUCUGGAUUUCCAGAAGACUUAUAAACAAGCAGCAGGAUCCUUUUCUGAGUGGAGAGGCAAAGUUAUCAGGAAUUUUGGUUUCGUCAUUGACUUGAUGAGCUUGUUGAUGUCACUUGGUCAUUAUUCGAUGAUCUUUUGGCUCCGUGGUAUGGCGUUUCACCUGAUUGAUGCAGUUCUCAUAUUGAACUUGCGUGCUCUUGUAAUUUCAUUUUUGAAAAGGAUCAAGACGUACAUCAAGUUAAGAAAGGCGCUUCGUUCGCUGGAUGGAGCACUUCCAGAUGCUACAUAUGAUGAAAUCUGCACAUAUGAUGAUGAGUGUGCCAUCUGCCGGGGACCAAUGGCUCGAGCUAAAAAGUUGUCCUGCAACCAUCUAUUUCAUCUACCUUGCUUGCGAUCUUGGUUGGAUCAAGGAUUAAUGGAGGGUUACUCUUGUCCAACUUGUCGAAGGCCACUCUUUCUUUCAUCUCAAGGGCAUACUAGGUCUGCAACGACAGAGGUAGCAAACGUUCAGCUAAUUGCGGAACAGCUAAAUAUGGGGUUAAAUCAGCAGAGGGUUCCUGGUCAUGAACAUCCUGUUGAACAGCAGAAUCCUUCAGAUGCUGUUUGGAGAGGUGCUGGUCUUGAUUCUAGCUGGGCACCACCCUGGUCGAGCCCUGGAAUGGAUGAUCCCAGUUCCUCCAGUGCAGUGAGAUCUGUGGGGCUUACCGGAGUUCAAAUGAUGAUGAGACAGUUUGCUUCUGUGAGUGAUAAUUAUGGGCGUACAGAUGCCACCUGGAAUCUAUGGCCCGAUGCAAUGGCUGGUCCUUCAAUUGUUCCAGCGUCUUCCUCGAGGCCUGAUGGUGCUUCUGCUGCUGGCUUGCGGUUCCGAGGAGCUACUGCAGGAACAAUUAAUGGAAGCACGUCGCAAAUUAAUUCCAUGGUAGAUAGAGUACGCGAGGUUUUACCCCACAUGCCUGAUGAGCUAAUUCUGGAGGAUCUGAUGAGAACUAAUAACGUGAAUGCCACUGUGAAUAAUCUUCUGCUGAUGCAGUGAAAGGAUGAUACAACGUAGAACUGGCUAUAAGUUUAUAUAUACAAAAAGUCUUGUAUAGUUAAAGAUGAGCUGGGUGUUAAAUCACCGCUGGUUCUUGUAAGAUGUUUAUUUUGUUCAACAUGGAUAAAAUGUGCCAGCUUUGUAUAGUAAAGUUAUUCCCAGUAUAGUUGUAGUAUAUGUAGAAAGAUGCAGAUGCUACCACCCGAAUAAAAUUCCCAUAGUUUGCAUGUGUUGUCAGUAUCAUGAAAAUUAAUGUUUGCAGGCUCUGAA
Lolium rigidum is the source of this 1965-nucleotide messenger RNA. RefSeq names its product E3 ubiquitin protein ligase RIN2-like. Gene Ontology annotation, cellular component: cytosol; plasma membrane; ubiquitin ligase complex. The record is from RefSeq and is a predicted model, not a curated record. Gene Ontology annotation, biological process: positive regulation of plant-type hypersensitive response; protein ubiquitination; ubiquitin-dependent protein catabolic process. The coding region runs from base 1 to 1695 and encodes 564 amino acids. Lineage: Eukaryota; Viridiplantae; Streptophyta; Magnoliopsida; Poales; Poaceae. Gene Ontology annotation, molecular function: ubiquitin protein ligase activity; ubiquitin binding. The transcript is spliced from 12 exons.